AUGGAAACUUUUUCAGAUUCUGAAACUUCCACCACUUCAACAGACAAUACCCCACGUAGUGUCACCUUUGCAUCUACUGAAAUACCAUUUCGCCCUCGAAUUUUGCCUAGCCAAGUCUCGGAUGAAGGGGUAGUUUUGGAAGAAAGUGGUUCCAAAGAAUCGGGAUUGAAUGAAAUGUCAUCAAGCAAUCAAAUUGAUCCAGAAGCCAUUGCAGCCUCUACAAUUGAUGAUCCAUCUUCAUCUAAUCGUCAAAGUGAGGAUGAUGUGGAAGUGAAAGUGAAACCUAGUGAAGAGAUAUCAUGUGUUCCUGAUAGUUGUUCUUUACUUAAAGAAGAGUUAACAGAUGAUGUUCUUGAGAGUAAAUCUGAUAGGGAUUCAGAUGAAAUAGAAUCAAAGGAUGAUAGCAAUAGUGACAAUAAUAAUAAUAAUAGUAAUAAUAAUAAUCUUCCUAUUCUUGAGGAUGAAAAAGAACCAGUUAAUGAUUCAGUUACUAAUCCUGAUGACAUUGAUGAUAAUGAAAGUAAGAGUCUUUCUACUUGUGAAGAUACAGAAUUAGAUGAGAGAAAAGUCGAAUCUUUCAACUCUGAAAUUGAAGCUUUGACUUUUGUUGAUGAGAAGGAUGAAGAUGCUGAUGCUGAUGAUGAUGGUGUUUCUGGUGAGAAUGGUCCAGUCAUUGAUGAUUCCGAUGAAUCUGUUGGAAAGCAGGAAUCAGUUAUUACUCCGGAGUUGGAUUCCAUUCCUUCUGAAUCUGGUGAAAAGAAGGAACCAGAUGUUUCUACAGAGUUAGACUUGGUUCCUUCUGCAGCUUAUGAUCAUUCCAACAUACAAUCUCUUGAUUCAAUUCCUACGAAUGAAACCAAUAUUGAUAACCCAUCUGCAAAUUUAAAUGAACACGUAAUUGUUCUUGAAAAAACAGUUGAAAAUGGAGAUGUUCAACUUCAACCAGAUCUGGACUUUGAAUCCAAUCAAGAUGUUGUAGAAUCUAAAUCUACAAACAACGAAAGCUCCUUUUUGGAAAAUGGACAAGAGUUUCAAGAACCUGUUUAUGAAGAACCAUCUUUUAAUUAUCCAUUAGCUCCAGCGUUUACUGAACUCAACAUGCUUCCACAAUUAUCACCUCCAAUCAACCUGGAGGAGAUGCCACCAUUGCCGCCUCUUCCACCUAUGCAAUGGCGGAUUGGAAAGCUUCCCAACAAUGAUGAUCAACAACAAAACCACUUCCCACCACCUUUUCCUCAAAUUCCGAGUCCCCCAUCACUACUAGAUCAUAAUGAAAAUGCAGAAAACCAUAAUAAUCAUCAAGACACUGGGAGUUCUCAUCAAGUGUUAUCAACUGAGUCAAGUUCACACACAGAUGAAGGUGGGAAUACAGCAAAAGUUGCAGAAGAACAGAUUAUCAUACUCCCACAACCACCACCAACUGAUGUGGAAGAACAACAAUCUCAAAAUGUUUCAACUUCUGGACAAGAAUCUUUUAGGCAAUCAAAUGUUUCUUCAAUUCAUGAAGGUGAUGAUGAUGAUGAAAGGCCAAAUGGAAUUGGAAUUCGGCCUAUGAAAGUUCAGAGACCUCGUACGCCUCUCAUUGAUGCAGUUGCUGCUCAUGACAAAAGCAAGUUGAGGAAAGUUUCGGAAAGAGCAAGACCUGAAAUCCAAGAAGAAGAGGAAAGAGACACUUUGUUGCCAUUGAGGAAGGUUUCAGAAAGAGCAAGGCCUCAAAUCCCAAAAGAAGAAGAAAGAGACACUUUAUUGGAACAAAUACGCGCUAAGUCUUUCAACUUGAAGCCAGCUGUCCAAACUAGACCCAUCAUUCAAGGUCCUUCAACCAAUUUAAGGGUGGCUGCCAUUUUAGAGAAAGCAAAUGCAAUUCGCCAUGCGUUUGCUGGAAGUGAUGAAGAUGAAGAUGAAGAUGAUAGUUGGAGUGAAUAGUGAUUUCAUGAACAUCAAAUUGAUGCAAAAUACCAAGAUUCUCCUUACAUUUCUUCUUCACACUCCUCCAUUGUAGUUAUUUACUUUUUUUUUUUUGGGUUAUGAUGGUCUUGAAUUCUAUCUAUAGGAAGUUAUGAUAAGCUGUAUUAUAAUAUAUAUGCUUGCUGUAUCACCAUAUCGUGUAUAGAUUUUUUAUUCCUUUUUGUGACUCUGAUUUUACCUGUUUGUCCUUUUCAUGGAUGUUACUUUGGCCAUAUACGAGAAGUGCAAUUGUGUAAUUUAUCUUCUAGUUCUUUCGAUUA
Molecule: messenger RNA, 2228 nt
Organism: Lactuca virosa
Lineage: Eukaryota; Viridiplantae; Streptophyta; Magnoliopsida; Asterales; Asteraceae
Source: the annotation of a GenBank genome assembly